Molecule: messenger RNA, 1592 nt
Organism: Castor canadensis (American beaver)
Lineage: Eukaryota; Metazoa; Chordata; Mammalia; Rodentia; Castoridae
Gene: Tfap2c
Product: transcription factor AP-2 gamma
Biological process (GO): regulation of transcription by RNA polymerase II; regulation of cell population proliferation; anatomical structure development
Cellular component (GO): nucleus
Molecular function (GO): DNA-binding transcription factor activity, RNA polymerase II-specific; RNA polymerase II transcription regulatory region sequence-specific DNA binding
Source: RefSeq, a predicted model, not a curated record
GGACACACUGCGGGCGCGGCUUCACCGGUCCACGACAGCGGCCUCUACUCACCGCGGCGGCAGCAUUUACGCUCCCGGAGCCGCCGAUGUGCUUCCAGUGAUCCGGACAGCAAGGCCCUCGCGAGGCGGGGGCGGCGGCAGACGCCUGGCCACCGUGACCCCGGUUUUGGAUUUACCGCUCGGGGGGUGGGGGGAGCCUGGAUUUAACUGGGCGGCUGUUUUGGGGGACGCCGGACGCCAUGUUGUGGAAAAUAACCGAUAAUGUCAAGUAUGAAGAGGACUGCGAGGAUCGCCACGACGCGAGCAGCAAUGGGAACCCGCGCAUCCCGCACCUCUCCUCGGCCGGGCAGCAUCUGUACAGCCCCGCGCCGCCCCUCUCCCAUACCGGAGUCGCCGAGUACCAGCCACCACCCUAUUUUCCACCGCCCUACCAGCAGCUGGCUUAUUCGCAGUCGGCGGAUCCCUACUCGCACCUGGGAGAAGCUUACGCCGCCGCCAUCAACCCUCUGCACCAGCCGGCGCCCACUGGCAGCCAGCAGCAGGCCUGGCCCGGCCGCCAGAGCCAGGAGGGGACCGGCCUGCCCUCGCACCACGGCCGCCCGGCCGGCCUGCUGCCGCACCUCUCCGGGCUGGAGGCGGGUGCCGUGAGCGGGCGCAGGGAUGCCUACCGCCGCUCCGAUCUGCUGCUGCCCCACGCGCACGCCCUGGACGCCGCGGGCCUGGCGGAGAACCUGGGGCUGCACGACAUGGCGCACCAGAUGGAGGAGGUGCAGAAUGUCGACGAGCAGCACCUGCUUCUGCACGAUCAGACUGUCAUUCGCAAAGGUCCCAUUUCCAUGACCAAGAACCCCCUGAGCCUUCCGUGUCAAAAGGAGCUGGUGGGAGCUGUGAUGAAUCCCAGCGAGGUCUUCUGCUCUGUCCCUGGAAGACUGUCCCUUCUUAGCUCCACGUCUAAAUAUAAAGUGACGGUGGCUGAAGUGCAGAGGCGACUGUCACCACCUGAAUGCUUAAAUGCCUCCUUACUGGGAGGUGUUCUCAGAAGAGCCAAAUCCAAAAAUGGAGGUCGGUCUUUGCGGGAGAAAUUGGACAAGAUUGGGUUGAACCUUCCGGCCGGGAGACGGAAAGCUGCUCACGUGACCCUCCUAACAUCUUUGGUGGAAGGGGAAGCUGUUCAUCUGGCUCGGGACUUUGCAUACGUCUGCGAAGCUGAAUUUCCUAGCAAGCCAGUAGCAGAAUAUUUAACCAGACCUCAUCUUGGAGGACGGAAUGAGAUGGCCUCCAGGAAGAAUAUGUUGCUGGCAGCACAGCAAGUGUGUAAAGAAUUCACAGACCUCCUCAACCAAGACAGAACACCCAAUGGGAACAGCAGGCCCACCCCCGUCUUGGAGACGAACAUACAGAACUGCUUGUCUCAUUUCAGCCUAAUUACACAUGGCUUUGGCAGCCAGGCCAUCUGUGCCGCAGUGUCCGCCGUGCAGAACUACAUCAAAGAAGCCCUGAUCGCCAUUGACAAAUCCUACAUGAACCCCGGAGACCAGAGUCCUGCCGACUCCAACAAGACGCUAGAGAAAAUGGAAAAGCACAGGAAGUGA